AAGCAGCGGCUCCCCAGCCAGGAUCCACAUCAAAUGCUGUGAUAUGACAAUUUAGGUCACUCCCUCUGUUUUAAUUAGUAAUCAGAAAUGAAACAAGCGGAUCGUCAAUCGGUAUGAAAAGCUCGGUUCCGCUGCUGUCACUGCCUGUUUUCACUUCUCCAACACCUUCCGAAGUCACCAGCCUACUUAUCCAUAGCCCCACAAAACCACCUCACCCCAAAGAAACCAUUCUUUCAAUUCUUCCCGUAUCAGGAGCAGACAAACGUGUGCAGGGCUGGGCUGCUUAUGGCGAUGCUUAACAUCUACAAAACUGUGACGCGGCACUUCGUGCCCUUCCGGCUGUGCAGGUGCAGAGCAGUUUCCUAUACCCGUUGUCUAAAAAGAGUGACGAAAGCUUAUUUAUUUACUUUCCUAUUAGUAUUUCUUGCUCUCCUAUACCAAUCUCUGCAGCAACCAAAAUGUCACUCUCCCUCUUUUGGCGCACCGGUGCCUUUCUAGGGAUGCACUCUACAAGCUUGCAUUUUCCUUCCUUAUUCUAACCACAUUUUUACAAGCAAACUGAAACAUUUGCCGUUAAGUUUUUUUCUGUUCUUCUCUUUGGCUUGAUCUACCCGAUAACGGUGUUCUAACUUCUACCUCCCAGACGGCACGGUCUUGACGUACCAACUUCAUGGCUUCUUUUCAAACAGCCUUGCUUCCCUUUCCAGGAGAGAUGGGUGAAGAAAUCUGGCCAGGAAAGAAGGGCACGGUGCAAGGUGUUUGUAGUUUGAGAUCUCCAUUAAUUUCUGUGCAGGGAAACAUAAAAUAAACUCCUUUCCUCUGAACUUUAAUGGGCCAUAGUAUAUUUCGUGAUGUUUUUAUAUUUUAUUAUUGUCUUGAAAAAAAGGACUUUCUGGGAAUUUAUAAGACAAAACUGACCAUUUUUGCUUGUUAUAUAAGAUGCCAAAAUCUGAGAAGCGUUUUGAGGAAGAAAGGCAUCACGUGGUACUUUUAAUUGUUUAUGUAUGUGAUUUGAGAUACUGUUUGGAAGGGUGGAUUUUUGCGGCCCGUAUUACCUCACCGGGGGAUUUGGGAGAGGCAAAGUGUGUCUAUAAUAUUCAAGACAUAAAGGUAAGCAAAACCUGUAACAUGCUUGAGAAUUUUAACUUUUAAUUAAUUGCAUCGUGGAGCUGGGAGCAGUACGACUCAAGGCUGUGUCUCAGAGGAAACAAAUACAAGUUCUCCGUCAUUAUUACUAACGACAAAUUCUGUAAUGUUUUACAGCUUGGCUUUAUAUUUUCACCUUGAUUUUGUAUUUUGACUUAUUUCUGUAAUAAAAGUUUUUAACAAAAAUUCCCUUUCAGGCCUAUUUGGUAGUCCUGGAUAUUAAUGGAGGAGAGGACUUAAAAGUAUUAAAGCUGUAACAAGCCGAGUAUGUGACGGGAAAAGAACUGUUGGAUCUCCAGCCUUAUUCGUAGCACCGUUAACUCCUUGCCUGGCUGUAUUCUCACCAUAUUUCUCCAGUGGAGCAAUUGUCUAAGGAGCACCGUUAGCUCUACAUGAUCCGAUGCCUUUGGAUUGCAAGACUGCUGAAAUGUUUUGAGGGCUGCCUCUCCUUUCCUAACCAUGAACAGUUCAAAAUCGCCAGGGCUGGCUGGAUUUGGAAUCUUGAGAAACACAACCUGCCACACGGAGAAGAAGAUUUCGGUUUUCUUUUCAGUAAUCUUCAUGACAGUGGGAAUUUUGUCCAACAGUCUCGCAAUAGCAAUUCUCAUGAAGGCGUAUCAGAGAUUCAGACAGAAAUCGAAAGCCUCCUUUUUGCUGCUUGCCAGUGGUUUGGUUGUCACAGAUCUCUUCGGCCACCUCAUCAACGGAACCAUUGCAGUGUUUGUGUAUGCGUCGGAUAAAGACUGGAUUCGAUUCAACCAAUCCAACAUUCUUUGCAGUGUUUUUGGCAUCUGCAUGGUUUUCUUUGGUUUGUGCCCGCUCUUCCUGGGCAGCGUGAUGGCUGUUGAACGGUGCAUUGGAGUCACUAAGCCAAUAUUUCACUCCACAAAAAUGACUUCUAAACAUGUGAAAAUGAUGUUGACUAUGGUAUGUCUGUUUGCUGUUCUUAUAGCUUUGCUGCCUAUUCUUAGGUUUAGAGCCUAUCAAAUUCAAGCAUCGAGGACCUGGUGCUUCUAUAAAACAGAACAUGUUGAGGACUGGGAAGACAGAUUUUAUCUCUUACUUUUUUCUUGCCUUGGGUUACUGGCCCUUGCUAUUUCAUUCUUGUGCAAUGCUGUCACGGGAAUUACUCUCUUAAGAGUCAAAUUUAAAAGUCAACAAAGACAAGGCAGAUCUCAUCAUUUUGAAAUGAUCAUUCAGCUCUUGGCUAUAAUGUGUGUUUCUUGCAUUUGCUGGAGUCCAUUCCUGGUGACAAUGGCCAGAAUUGGGAUAAACGAGAGUCAUUUAAAGGAGACCUGUAAAACAAUACUUUUUGCUCUCCGAAUGGCAACGUGGAAUCAGAUUUUAGAUCCCUGGGUGUACAUUCUUCUCCGGAAAGCUGUACUUAAAAACCUGUACAAGAUCACAAGGGGAUGUUGUGGCAUGCAUGUCAUAAACUUACACAUGUGGGAACUCAGCUCCAUCAAGAAUUCUUUGAAGGUUGCAGCAAUAUCUGAGUCACCAGUAAGUUCCAAACAAGUAAAAUUACAGCCGCUCAGCUCUACGGGGUAAUAAAAUUAAACAUGGUGUAUGAAGAGAUGAUGGAGGUGACACUCAUGCACGGGCAACACCUUAAAAUGAAUUCCUGGGCUCAGUGGUUUGGGAUUUGUUUUAAAUUGUGAGUGGUUUGCUCUUGUUUGAUAUUACCACUGCAAAAGAUGCACUCCAAUGUUUUAACUCAUUUUAGGGUACACGCCUUCCAAAUCUGGUAGUAGAACAAUGAAUCAUUCUAUAUUUCUCCCUUCCAGGUACUAAAGUGAACAGGGUUCCUUACAAUACUCCCAACUGAAUCCUUUUCCUUAGCAAGAACACAUGCAAGUGCAAAAGUGACUUCCAACCUCUUUUUCAAAAGGAGUAGUUUGUUUCUACCACCAAUAACCCCAAAUCCUUUGCAGAGUUGCCUCUUCCCAGGGUAAAGCCCACCAUGCUUCCCAUGAGGGUAUACUUCGCUUCUAGGCAUCAAAUUUUCCAAUUGGGUGUAUAAAAGACAUUUGCUUGUAGCCAGCUUGCUAAAUAACAUGCUUGGUUCGUUGACUUGACCUUUUAAUUAAUCUCUGUACCAUUAAUUUUUGGGAGAGCGUCAGACUUCACUAGUGUAAGUGUUCCUUUCAAAUCACUUAUAAAACAUGAAGUUCCCUUCUGGAACACAGGAGCAGAUCAGCUCGGCUUGUGUGCAGCUACAACUUUAGAUCUAUCAGUGAGUUUUUAGUACUUUCAACAAAUUUUGUUGAAAUAAAGAGACAUAAAGCAGUGGUUAGUCUGUAAAAACUGUAGGGCUUUUUUUUUUUCCCCCACCAAACUGAAGGAAGUUUCUUGAAGGGUUCCCCUAAUGCAUAUACUGAAGGGCUCAUGGGGUACAUCUGCUUCACUUGUAAAAGGUCCCAUGGGUCUCACAUGAAAAAUGUGCGUGACCGAAGGAGCCCCACUGCAGGGAACUGCACUGGGAGUGCGGUUGUGUUUGUUAAAGCAACUGCACACUCAGGUUUUGCAGGGUCUGUGUCUAAAGAGAUGAGGGCAUUCAAUAGAACUGAAGGCACUAAAAAGUUUCCAGGACUUUGCACAGGUAGCCCUUUACCUUUAAUGCUGCUAAAAAAAAAGCUUUGUGACCGUACUUUGUUCGGAAACAAAAAUGAGAGUAUCAGAGACUUUGUAGCAGAGGGAUUGUUUUAAGAGAGAAAUGUCUAAUGUGUUUUUUACCUGCUUCAAAUAACUAUAUUAGUGAAUUGUUGGUAUAUUUGGACAAAGUAGUUAGAAAGUGAUGCACAACAAUGACAGCCGGAGGGACCAAAACUAUUAAAGAACUACACAUUUAUAUAUAUGUGACAAUGAAAUCAAAAAAUAAAAGCCCAAAAGGUUUAAAUAUUUCAUUUUUUUUGUUUUAAAUGCUAUUUCCUUUUUGUUUUAAAAAGGUUAAAAAGUAAAUGGGUUAAAUAACCCUGUAAUGAAAUGAAAUGGCUUUGCUUGCCCUAAAGAAUUUUUCUAUGUGAUUUAUUUCCUCAGUCAGAGAGCUGAUAAACCGUGGACAGAUUUGAUGCUGGUAUAAGCUCCGCAGUGUUGCUUCACGUGGGUUCUGCUGAAAUCUGGAAGCGUUCAGUCAGUGCUGUUUGGCUUCUUCAUUUCGUAGAAUGUGAUGCCGGUGUAUCUGUUGACAUAAAUUAUUUGUUCUUUAUGGAAGAUAGUUGUUUUAGCUGUUGUUUUGCAACAAUGUUGGUCCAUAAAUUGUUGAGAUAUUGGAUCGGUGAAUGAAGCUCAUCAGUGUUCCAUUUUGUUAUGUGAAUAAAUGUAACUUGUGUAGUUCAUGUUGAUUGACUUGUAAAGCAAACAAAAGUUUAUAUGUAUAUGUGAUUUCUUCUAUUUUGUGUAUUAAUACAUAUUGAGUGUAAAUUGUAGAGCCUCAUUAAAGUUAUCAACUGUAUCUUAAGAGUUCUGAUAUUUUUGUGUAAAAAAGAGAUCUGAAGUUGCUAAAAAUAAUCACUGACAAAAAAAACCCUCAGUCUGGAUUCAAGCCAGCCACUGACAUGCAAAUGUUAUUCGUGUGACUAUCACACUUUCACACCAGUGUGAAUGUCAGUGGUGGACGAGGGCUGCAAGAAUUCAAAUAGGAGGUGCCAGUAUUCGUAUCCGGAAUUGUCACAUGAGCAGCCCAGUGUGGUUGGUGGUUUGAGGCAGUCAAGGUCAAGUUCUGAUGAUCCAUACCAAGAAAAUGCAAAUAAAAGUGAACCUCAAGGAGUUUGGUG
Cuculus canorus (common cuckoo) is the source of this 4922-nucleotide messenger RNA. RefSeq names its product prostaglandin F receptor (gene PTGFR). Gene Ontology annotation, molecular function: prostaglandin F receptor activity. Gene Ontology annotation, cellular component: plasma membrane. NCBI's taxonomy places the organism in Eukaryota, Metazoa, Chordata, Aves, Cuculiformes, Cuculidae. Bases 1606 to 2697 code for a protein of 363 amino acids. The record is from RefSeq and is a predicted model, not a curated record. The transcript has 3 exons. Gene Ontology annotation, biological process: inflammatory response; adenylate cyclase-activating G protein-coupled receptor signaling pathway; positive regulation of cytosolic calcium ion concentration.